This is a messenger RNA of Fraxinus pennsylvanica, 348 nucleotides long. The record is from the annotation of a GenBank genome assembly. Lineage: Eukaryota; Viridiplantae; Streptophyta; Magnoliopsida; Lamiales; Oleaceae.
AUGCCCCUUGGCCCAAUUAUUCCCGGCACCGGGUUGUCCAAAAACGAAAUUGUCCGGUCUGAAUAUCUGUCCAAACGGGCCGGAUCUCAUGGAAUCCAUAGUACCAGGCUCGAGGUCCAUGAGAACGGCGCGAGGGACAUACCUGUCGCCGCUGGCCUCAUUAUAGUAGACGUUGAUACGCUCGAGCUGGAGUUCGGAGUCGCCGUUGUACUUUUCGGAGUGAUCGAUGCCGUGCUCGUCACAGAUGACCUCCCAGAACUUGGCGCCAAUUUGGUUACCACAUUGGCCGCCUUGAAUGUGAAGGAUUUCUCUCAUUUUUGCUCCCCUCUUUUGCAGAAAUCAAUGUGA